UCAAUAGACAAGCUUUGGCCAUGCGGGGCCCCGACGUCAUGCAAACCUCCUGCUGUGUUUUACGCUUGAAGCGGAGAGUGUGAGUGGAGGAAGAAGGGCAGCCUGAGGGCAACUUUUCGAGUGGAACAUCACAAAAAUAGCUUUUCGUGCUGUUCGAAAAUGGCUCAAAUAACGAGUGAAGGGGCCGGACAAGAUUCUCAGCCGACGUCGGAUCAAAACGGAACCGGGGAAACAACAGAAACCGGCAAGGAGGGACAGGCCGUUCCGGACCCCAAACAGGAACCGGGCGACAACAACGAGAACAGAGCAGGAAUGGACGUGAACAGUGGUCGUGGUGCGGCGUCGGAGGACGGGGACAACCCGUCUCUUGUUCCCGACGCCGACAAAGAAACAGUGUUACCGACCGAAAAGACCGACAACGACGAAGGGGAACCCAGCAGUAAACUCUCUGAACCGGUGAAAAGUCCCGCACAGGGCAGUUUGGCGAGUGGCACUGAUUCCGCACAAGAGGGCUCCCGGGUGCUGAAACAAGAACAAAGAGAGGGGGAGAACGUGUCUUCCUCACCUCCUACCGACCGCACAAAGACCGCGGAGAAAGCCGAGCACGGCACCAAGAGACCGGCCAGCGUGGAACUGACCUCGUCGAAUGGAGAGCCGCUCAGUCGGAUGGAUUCAGAAGACAGUAUUGGCAGCACCCUGAUGGACAUGGAGAGCACGGCGUCCAGCGGUCGCUCCACCCCGGCCAUGCUCAACGGUCACAGUGCAGUGGGGGAGCGGCUCGGCACCGGCAGGGGCAAGCCUCUGAGCUACACAUGCUGCUGGGAUCACUGCCAGCUGCUGUUUCUCAGCAGCCCCGACCUGGCCGAACACAUCAGAGCCACACAUGUGGACGGACAGAGAGGGGGGGUAUUUGUGUGUCUGUGGAAGGGCUGCAAGGUGUACAACACGCCGUCAACCAGUCAGAGCUGGCUGCAGAGACACAUGCUGACCCACAGCGGAGACAAGCCCUUCAAGUGUGUGGUGGGAGGCUGCAACGCCACCUUUGCCUCUCAGGGAGGGCUGGCCCGUCACGUCCCCACUCACUUCAGCUCCCAGAGUUCAUCCAAACUGUCCAGUCAGGGCAAAGUGAAAGAGGAGUCUCCAUCCAAGGCGGGCCUCAACAAGAGGAGGAAACUCAAGAACAAACACAGACGCUCCCUCCCGCGGCCGCAUGACUUCUUUGACGCUCAGACCAUGGACGCCAUCCGCCAUCGAGCCAUCUGCCUCAACCUGGCAACACACAUCGAGAGCUUGGGCAACGGACACAGUGUGGUCUUCCACAGCACGGUAAUAGCCAGGAGGAAAGAGGACUCUGGGAAAGUAAAGGUCUUGUUGCACUGGACACCUGAAGACAUACUGCCAGAUGUGUGGGUGAAUGAGAGCGACAGGCUGCAGCAGAAGACCAAGGUGGUUCAUCUGUCAAAGCUGCCCACAGACACAGCUGUACACCUGGACCCCAACAUCUACAGAUGUUCUUCUAACCACCUCCAGGGGGGGGCAACACUGUCACUUCCUGCAUAUCUUACCUCGAGGAGGAGAUUGCCUCCUUUUCUCUUUGUCUCCUUCUCUAUAUUCCUCUUCUCCCCUCCACCCUCUCCCAGACGAUGCUGGAAGUUUAGUCACUUAUUUUCUCAUGACUGUCUGAGUGAGGCCACCAGUGUUUUCAGCAUUAGGUGCUGAGUUUACAGAGGGCAUGGGGGGGGAGAUGUUGCUUGUUUUAGGUAACACAACUAGACUGAAAACUAACUGACAGAAGUGUAACUGUAGACAGACACAUGUAGAGAGAAGCUGUCUUUGUAAAUACUUGAGAUUUGUAAUAUAUUUUUAUACUUUGAAUUUUUUUUACUGUAGAUAGAUGUUUUUUCUGCCAAACAUUUUUAAAUGGACUGAUAACUACUGGUCAUGUGCAUAUAGCUUGCAUUUCUCUGGUUUGAUGUCAUUAAACUUUUCCAACCUC
Messenger RNA from Etheostoma spectabile (orangethroat darter), 1996 nucleotides. Its product is annotated as zinc finger protein aebp2-like. The record is from RefSeq and is a predicted model, not a curated record. Lineage: Eukaryota; Metazoa; Chordata; Actinopteri; Perciformes; Percidae. Gene Ontology annotation, biological process: regulation of transcription by RNA polymerase II. Gene Ontology annotation, cellular component: ESC/E(Z) complex.